Helobdella robusta is the source of this 873-nucleotide messenger RNA. RefSeq lists its product as hypothetical. The record is from RefSeq and is a predicted model, not a curated record. Gene Ontology annotation, biological process: DNA-templated transcription; transcription elongation by RNA polymerase II. Gene Ontology annotation, molecular function: zinc ion binding; nucleic acid binding. Bases 1 to 873 code for a protein of 290 amino acids. The transcript is spliced from 3 exons. NCBI's taxonomy places the organism in Eukaryota, Metazoa, Annelida, Clitellata, Rhynchobdellida, Glossiphoniidae. Gene Ontology annotation, cellular component: nucleus.
AUGGGCUGCUACGAGGAGGUGGUCACCAUUGGGAAGAAGUUGGAAAAGAUGAUUACAGGCAAAACCGUCGACGAAAGUCAGGGCUUGGACCUUUUGAAGUCUCUGAAAGCUCUGCCAAUAACGUUGGAUAUCUUAACAAGGUCUAGGAUUGGAAUGACUGUUAAUAACUUUAGAAAAACCAGCAAAAAUGAGGAAGUUGGAACGCUAGCAAAGUCACUAAUCAAGUACUGGAAGAAAAAAUUAGCCUCAACAUCCAACAACAGCAACAACAAUAGUGAAGUUGGCUCCAAUCCUAAAUCCGACUCCUCAAACACACCGGCCAGCACAUCAUCUUCAACAACAACAACAACAAAAUACUCGAGUUUACCAAUCAAAGCCACUUCAACAACAAAUGCAGUUCGUUUGAAGUGCAGAGAAAUGUUGGCUUCUGCAUUGGAGUCCUCGGAGUACAAUGUUGACUUCAACAUACUUGCUGCAGCCAUUGAAGAUUGCAUCUACCAAGAAUUCAACAACACCGAAGUCAAAUAUAAAAACAGAGUACGUAGUCGAGUACUGAACAUUAGAGAUGUUAAGAAUCCUCAGCUGAAAAUUGAUGUUCUUGAGGGUGUCAUACCCCCAGAGAAAAUUGCUGUCAUGACAGCUGAAGAGAUGGCAAGUGCUGAAUUGAAAAAAUUGAGGGCACAGUUAACUAAAGAAUCCAUUGAUGAUCAUCAGAUGGCAAGCCAAGGUGGCACAAAAUCUGAUUUGUUCAAAUGUGGUCGAUGUGGCAAGCGAGACACGACGUACAACCAGGUACAGACAAGAAGUGCAGAUGAGCCGAUGACUACAUUUGUUCUCUGUAAUGCGUGUGGUAACAGAUGGAAGUUCUGCUGA